GUGUUCUACCUAUUAAACCUCCACGGCCCGAACUUUCCUUCGCUUUCCCGCAAGGAAUCCCGGCAGCCAAACACUCGAUAACGAUCUUAAUCUGAGCAAAUCGGAGAAGACGAAGAUGUGGAAUCAGGCGUUUCGGAAGAGUGAUCCGGAGGCCGGACUGAGGCCGCUUUACCCUAUGAUGCUUGAGAGCCCCGAGCUCCGGUGGUCCUUCAUCCGCAAAAUCUACGCGAUCGUUGCCAUCCAAUUACUCGCCACCAUCGCUGUAGGCGCCGUCGUCGUUUCGGUCCGGCCGGUGGCUAACUUCUUUGUCAGCACCGGCGCCGGCCUGGCGCUCUACAUCGUUCUCAUCAUCACGCCUUUCAUCGUGCUGUGCCCGCUGUACUAUUACCACCAGAAGCAUCCGGUUAAUUACCUUUUACUGGGAAUUUUUACCAUCUCACUGGCAUUUGUCGUCGGUUUGACUUGUGCAUUUACUAGCGGGAAGGUGAUUUUGGAGUCAGUUAUUCUGACGGCAGUGGUCGUAAUUGGUCUGACCUUGUACACAUUUUGGGCUGCAAGGAGAGGCCAAGAUUUCAACUUUCUUGGUCCUUUCUUGUUCGGAGCUCUACUGGUUCUGAUUGUAUUUGGUCUGAUUCAGGUUUUCUUCCCGCUUGGUAAGAUAUCAGUGAUGAUAUAUGGUUGCUUGGCGUCGAUCAUAUUUUGUGGGUAUAUUGUGUAUGACACGGACAACUUGAUCAAGCGAUACUCUUACGACGAGUACAUUUGGGCUGCAGUUUCCUUGUAUUUGGAUAUCAUCAACCUCUUCCUAGCUCUUCUCACCGUUUUUAGGGCGGCCGACAGUUGAGAAGAUAUUCUUGAUUGGUUCGUCUCUUUUGUUCCCCCAAAUGCGAUUACAUAUUGUCGUCGUUAUGGUUUAGGAUUAAUUGUGAAUGUCAUAAACAACUAAACUCUUAUAAUACACUGAUUAAUAGUUGAUGUUCAUGGAA
Molecule: messenger RNA, 986 nt
Organism: Pyrus x bretschneideri (Chinese white pear)
Lineage: Eukaryota; Viridiplantae; Streptophyta; Magnoliopsida; Rosales; Rosaceae
Product: protein LIFEGUARD 4
Exons: 4
Coding region: 116-844 (242 amino acids)
Cellular component (GO): membrane
Source: RefSeq, a predicted model, not a curated record